Messenger RNA from Serendipita indica DSM 11827, 831 nucleotides. The record is from the annotation of a GenBank genome assembly. Lineage: Eukaryota; Fungi; Basidiomycota; Agaricomycetes; Sebacinales; Serendipitaceae.
AUGUUCUCUAUCCCCACGCUCUUUGCCGCCCUCGGGCUGGUCUUGCUAAAGCAAACUCUGCCAGUCGCUGGGCAUGGCUUCAUCCAAUCUGUGACGAUCAAUGGAUACGAUUGGCCUGGGUUUGAUGAGCCACACUGGACGAAACCAUCUGGAAGUGCGGUCAUGGUGACCGACUACCUCGAACCGCUCUAUGAUGUCAAUGCCAGAGAGAUUGCGUGUGGCAAAAACGCCCAGGCGGCGCAGGGUAUUGCGACUGUGUCGCCAAAUGACCAAAUUCAGUGGCACUGGGUUACACAUAGUUACAAGCCGUGGACGCACAAUGAAGGUACAAAGCGAUCCUGGAUCGCGAGUUGCAAUGGAGAUUGCUCGAGUGUGGAUCCUACGACGCUCCAAUGGGUCGAGCUGACCUCGGACUUUACGGGCCCACAGACAUGGAAUGGAGUCUGGCCCGUCAAGAUUAUCGCAGAUGGUCAUCCCUGGAUUGAUAAGGUUCCGCCGGCCCCGAAUGGAGACUAUUUGAUCCGCAACGAACUCACGGCAUUACACUACUCUUGGCAACCGUAUGGAUAUUCUGAUGGAUCUGGCCAUGGAUGGGGGAUUGAAAUGUACCCUACGUGUAUGGCGAUCCGGAUCACAAACUCACCAGGGACAUAUGACAUGACCAUGGCGACGUCGUUCCCGGGUGCAUAUACGGUUAACCAAAAGGGACAUUAUAACCCAGACUUGUGGAAAGAUCCGAACAGUGUUGGGAUUGCCGAAACGAACAAGUUUCCGCGCAGUCAGGCAAGUCCGGCGGCACCAGGACUACUACUACUACUACAACAGUGGUGA